Molecule: messenger RNA, 744 nt
Organism: Thlaspi arvense
Lineage: Eukaryota; Viridiplantae; Streptophyta; Magnoliopsida; Brassicales; Brassicaceae
Source: the annotation of a GenBank genome assembly
AUGAAGAAACCAAUUCCGAAAAUUAGGGUUCUAGGCCAGCGAUCGAUUCCCUCCUCUUUUCUGAAUCGCAUCUCGACUCCUGUGGAAGACUCUCCGUCGAAGAAAGUAGACAAGUGCACUUCAUUUUCAGAGUUUCUCGAUAGCAAGCUGAACAACUCAGUCCUGUUUAAACUCAACAACACAGAGGAAGGGCCAAGACUUUUCACCUCAUUGGUUAGCUCUAGAGAUCAGACUCAACUCUCUCAUGGGUUUGUUGGGAUGGAGAAAAAUGGCGAUGAAGGUCUUGAAAAGACAAUGCUUCAGCAGUUCAAGCCAAGAGAGACACAGGUAAGUGAAGAAGUGAGUAGUGAUGUUACUGGUAAGGCGAGUCUUGAACCGUUGGAUCAAACCACUGCUGAAGAAAUUGAUCUUUUGACAUCAUGCUUUGAUGAAACCAAUGAAGAUAUCAUUGUGAAGGACGAUAAGUUAUCAAAGAGAAGAAAAGAUCCUUUUGAAGGUAUGGAGAGCGUGACUAGAACGGGAAAGGCUGUUAUACUCUUUGGAGGAAACUCAAAAGUAUCAAAGCCAAUGCAAAGGAAAAGAGGAAAAGGAAGCCACGACAGUAGCAAGAAGCAGAGACCCACAUAUAACCAUUGGUUUUGGGACAAUGACAUGGAAGGUGUUGACUCAGAGGAAGUUGGACAUAGUGAAGUAUGGGAAGGAGUUGGUUCGACCACGUUCGGAGACAUUGUUGAUUGGCACUAA